AUGUGUAGGGGAGGGAUAUAUAAUACCCGUACUGUACAUAUUGCAGACUCGGUGAGCGCGGACACGGACAGCGGGCCCGCGAGCUUCCUGGAGCUGAUGCUGCGCGGCGGCGAGUACUCGGCGCGGGAGCUGCGCGAGGAGGUGAUGGUGCUGGUGAUGGCCGGCUCCGACACCACCGCCCUCGGCGCCGCCUUCGCGCUGCUCAUGCUGGCCAAACACCCGCCAGUGCAGGACCGGCUGCGCCGAGAGUUGCGGGAGGUGGCGGGCGCCGGCGGCGGCGCGGUGUCGGCGGCGGCGCUGGCGCGGCUCGGGUACCUGGACGCCGUGGUGCGCGAGGCGCUGCGCCUCUACCCGCCCGUGCCCGUCACCGUGCGCGAGGUGCGCGACGACCUCGCCCUGCCGGGCGGGCUGGUGCUGCCGGCGGGCGUGGCGGUGCUGCUGAACACCUGGGCGACGCACCGCAGCGCCGCGCACUGGGGCGCCGACGCCGACGCCUUCCGCCCCGAGCGCUUCCUGGAGGCGCCGCCGCGCCACCCCGCGCAGUUCAUGCCCUUCGGCUACUCCGCGAGGAACUGCCUCGGUUCCCAGUACGCGAUGCUGGCGAUGAAGACGGUGCUGGCGCGCUCGCUGCUGCACCUGCGCGUGUUGCGGCCGACCGGCGCGCCCGCCGCCUCCGGCUACACCGCCGCCUCCGGCUGCACCGCCGCCUCCGGCUACACCGCCGACGACGCCGACGCGCCGCUGCGAGUCAAGUUCGACAUCGCCAUGAAGCACGUUGACAACUACAUGGUGCGAGUGGAACUCGUGGACUAG
Messenger RNA from Cydia amplana, 813 nucleotides. Its product is annotated as probable cytochrome P450 313a1. The coding region runs from base 1 to 813 and encodes 270 amino acids. The record is from RefSeq and is a predicted model, not a curated record. NCBI's taxonomy places the organism in Eukaryota, Metazoa, Arthropoda, Insecta, Lepidoptera, Tortricidae. The transcript has 4 exons. Gene Ontology annotation, molecular function: monooxygenase activity; iron ion binding; oxidoreductase activity, acting on paired donors, with incorporation or reduction of molecular oxygen.